AUGAGUGUAAUAACGGCUAAUUUUGACAUGUUGAGUCUCAGUGAUGAUGAGACACACUCAGAGGCGCACUCAGAGCCAAAUACUACGACUGCGACUGCGACUGCGACUAUUCCUUCAGUUUUUGACAGUCGACAUCAUUCACCUUCUCAAAUUGCCAGUUGCCCUCAUCUGAGGAAAUCGUCCUCUGGUUCUGCUUUGAGCUCCCAGACUGCGGAUAAAUUUCUUGUCCCAUCUGCACCAAUUUCUUCAAUCCCAUCACCACCUCCAGUUUCUUCAACCCCAUCUGCACCUCCAGUUUCAUCAACCCCAUCUGCACCUCCAGUUUCUUCAACCCCAUCCACAUUUGUCUCUUCCCAUCAUCACGAUUCAUCUUCCACUUCCACUAUCCAUCCUCCACAACCUCCUGACUUAACACCUGUGUUCUACCCCAAUCCAUUCAGCUACCUGACUGCAGCCCAUCCUGCAGUCACCUAUCAGCCUCACUACUGGCAGUCUUAUCUUGAGGUUGCACCUCAAGUCUACUACAACGCUGUGGACGUUGAUCCUCAGUACUAUCUAUAUCCAAACACCUUCGAACCCAACCUUUUUCCACCUCUCAAUACCGAGAUGGCGUACCCCUUCGGGCUCGCAGGGACCACCAACUAUGUGGAUUUCGAACGUUAUGAAAGCUGCCCAAUUGAGGAGCUCCUGCAGCAAUCCUUGAUUCCAUUCGGGGGCAUCACUGACAUGAACGUUCCUCCCCGUGAUGGUGUUCUGAUGAUUUCGAAUAUUCCGUACACUGUGUCUCGCCACGAGGUGUCCUCGUUCCUUGGCAAAAAUGCCUAUCUUCUUCCGUCCUCUGAAGGUUGUCCGAUCCAUAUCAUUAUGGAACGGUCCACCGGUAAGACCAUGGACAUUUUCGUGGAAUUCUCGACCAAGAAAGAUGCGCAAGAUACCUUUGAUCGGAUCACUGGUAACGCAUAUGAUGCUGGCAGUGCCCCACGUAUCGGCAGCCGCCAUGUUGACAUUGAGAUGAGCAGCCCGGCCAAGCUGCUCCAGGCUCUUUUCCCCCAGGCGAAGUGCAUUUCAUGGGAGACUGGAAAGCCUAUCCAGGUUCCCAACAAAGAUAGUUGGUCGACUGGUUUCAAUGGCUUCCUCACCGACGAGGAAUUGUUCUGCCUCACUCGUCUCUCUGAGCAACCCCACCGUAGCGUAUUUGCCAGCAAAGUUCCACAGCGAUGCUACGAAUCGUUCAUUUCCACUAUCUGGAAGUUCCCGUGGCAGGCGACUCAUCUUUACACCGUGCACCACCGAAAUGCCCUUUUCAAGACCCUUGGUACUAUGAUCAAGACCCUGGUCGAACGCAUGCAGAAAACAAACACAGUUGGUCUGGACGUCCGCCUUCUCAACGAGUUGGUGUAUGCAGGAAUUUGCUGUCCUGCCUUCAACCCUCGCAUGAAGUACUGUUUUGCCUGGUGGUCGCAGGAUAUGAGAGGAAUUGCAACCCUGGAUCAUGACUGGUGCCUUUACUUCCCAUUCGACACCAUGACCUAUGUCCAUGGACAUCCUCCCACCGCUAUUCAGUUCUAUGCAUACCUCAUGUCUCAUGGUGUUGUUCUGCGCACCGAGAAUGAUGGUCUAAUCAACAAGCACACUCAUCCUGAGAUCGAGCGAAUCUUCGGACGAUUCUGGUUCGAGUGGGACGACGAAGCUGCCCGCAACACCAUUUACAAAGACGCAGCCAACUACGAAGCAAGUGUUCUUCGAAAAUUCAUCAUUACUGGAUUCCAGCAUCUGCAUAAGCGAAACUCCAGUAUCUCUACCAUUGGCACUGCCCCUCCUGACUCUUCGCCAACCCACAGCACCACCUCGGUUGACAGCGAGCGUACAAUCUCCGCAUCUCGCUCUCGCUCUAUGAAUCCCAGCGCCGCCUCUCAGCAAGGCUCCUCCUUUUCGACCGCCCGCAACAUGCCUGGCAGCGUCGACGAUGGUAACAACUGGAACGCCCCUGGUCACACCCGUGGUAUCUCUCAGCGUCUUGAUGCUGACCAAUAUCUGCCGGAUACCCCCACACGCCGUGCUCCCCCAUCGGUUCGUCCCUACCGCCCUCCCCACCAUCGCGAAGUCUCCGAGGCCGCCCGCGACUGGCGCAUGCCCCGAGCCCAGCAGGCACCUGCCGCUGCCUCGUCUGAGAACCAGGCUCCUGUCCGCCCUAUCUACCGCGCUCCUCACUUGACCGCACAUAACGUCCGGUCGUCUUCUGACCCCUUCGCUCCCGGCCCUUCGGUUGCCCCCAGCAGCCAUCGGUCCCGCUCUGAUGCCGCCCGCCUUUCGACCGUUGAUCGUCAGGCAUUUGAUGAUUUGCGCGCUGCUCGCCGCGGCAAGGCCGCCCAGAAGUAA
Molecule: messenger RNA, 2379 nt
Organism: Penicillium concentricum
Lineage: Eukaryota; Fungi; Ascomycota; Eurotiomycetes; Eurotiales; Aspergillaceae
Exons: 6
Coding region: 1-2379 (792 amino acids)
Molecular function (GO): nucleic acid binding
Source: RefSeq, a predicted model, not a curated record